Boleophthalmus pectinirostris (great blue-spotted mudskipper) is the source of this 1404-nucleotide messenger RNA. RefSeq names its product nuclear factor 7, ovary-like. The coding region runs from base 1 to 1404 and encodes 467 amino acids. The transcript has a single exon. Gene Ontology annotation, molecular function: zinc ion binding; protein binding. Lineage: Eukaryota; Metazoa; Chordata; Actinopteri; Gobiiformes; Gobiidae. The record is from RefSeq and is a predicted model, not a curated record.
AUGGCAGAAGCCCUGUUUGAGAACUACCUGACCUGCCCCAUCUGCCUUGAGCCUAUGAAGGAGCCGGUGAGUCUGAGCUGCCACCACAGCUUCUGUCAUGACUGUCUCUACAACACCUGGGACCAAAACCCAAACAAGAUCUGUCCUGUGUGUCGUCGAAGGUCAUCCCAAGAAACAGUGGAGGUAAACUUUGCCCUACGAGAACUGUCCCUGUCAUACAGUAAGCAGAAGAAGACUGAAGAAGCAAAGGUGAAGGAGGCACAGGUCUGCUCCUCUCACCCCGGUGUGCCUCCUCUGUUCUGUUUGGAGGAGGCCAGAGCGCUCUGUCCUGUGUGUGAGUUCUCUCUGCACUCACAGCACACGGUGGUGAGUGGAAAAGAAGCAGAGAGGAGGAUAAAACAGCAGGUACAAACCCAGAUACAGGCUCUGAAGGACCAAAAGCAGAGUUAUGAAGAACUGGAGAAGACCUAUGAGCAGCUGCGGCGCCACCAUGAGGAGCAGACAGUGGAGUGCAUGACAGAGAUCAUACAUGUGUUCUCUCAGUUUCACCAGAUCCUGAAGGAGGAGGAGGACAGGGCUUUAGAAGCUCUGAGAGCAGAGGAGAACAAAGUGGCUCUGAGUCUGGGUAUGGAGCUGCUGAGGGUGAGGCAAGAGAUCUUCACCCUGACCAACAGCAUCCAACACUUGCAGAACAGCGUUGACACCCAGUCUCUCCCCACAGCUCUCACUCAAGACUACUCACCCCCCACCCCACAGCCCCGCCCACAGCCUAAAGAGGGACUUCUCCUGAACCAGGCCAAAGUCCUGGGGAACCUGGGCUACAGAGUGUGGAUGAAGAUGAAGAGUGUGGUGACCUACAGCCCUGUGAUCCUGGACCCCAACUCUGCAGGUAGCAGCAUGCACCUGUCCCAGGACCUGUGUGGAGUGAGACACGGGCACCCACGGGAGCUGCCUGUGGUCCCAGAGAGAUUCACCAACGAGCCCAUAGUCCUGGGCUCUCAGGGCUUCAACUACGGGCAGCACCAGUGGGACGUGGAGGUGGGAGACCUGCCAACAUGGGACAUUGGAGUGGUCAAAAAGUCUAUGGACCGAAGAGGACAGAUUUAUGCUGAUGUAAAGUAUGGAAUGUGGUGUUUGUGGCAUGGAUAUGGGGAAUAUAAAAAUGGCAGUGGUCUGACAAUCCCGGUGAAUCCUGCUCCAAAGAAGAUCCGGGUGACUCUGGACUAUGAGAAGGGAGAGCUGUGUUUCUAUGACGCUGACCUCAUGACCCUCCUGUUGAAGCACAGUGCUGUGUUCACUGAGACUCUGUUCCCUUAUUUGGGUUUGGUUCCUACACUUGGAGCCGAGACCCAGGAGGUCCGGAUCUCUGGAGGUUUCCCAGGCCUGUCCACAAACCCUGCUUAG